Neohortaea acidophila is the source of this 1557-nucleotide messenger RNA. RefSeq names its product putative inositol 5-phosphatase. Bases 224 to 1516 code for a protein of 430 amino acids. Gene Ontology annotation, molecular function: phosphatidylinositol-4,5-bisphosphate 5-phosphatase activity. Gene Ontology annotation, biological process: phosphatidylinositol dephosphorylation. Lineage: Eukaryota; Fungi; Ascomycota; Dothideomycetes; Mycosphaerellales; Teratosphaeriaceae. The transcript has a single exon. The record is from RefSeq and is a predicted model, not a curated record.
CGUCGUAUAUAAAGAUCGUCAAGAAUCCUCCGAUUCUGCAACUGUCCCUGUGCUGUAGAUAGCUGCUCAACGUAGUCCUCAGCCUUGACCUUCUCCAUCAAGCCACCCGAAAGCGGAAGGCACCUUGAAACUCUAAUCACAGCUUGCUCCGACGUCACCAGCCCAUUCGACCUCUCAAACCCCCAAUCAACAUCAAAAAUCCCCGUCCUACUCAAGCACCAAAAUGGCCGAACUCAACUGCUACCUCAUGACCUUCAACUGCGGCCGCACCCUCGUCGACACCAACUUCUUCGCCGCCCACUUCUUCCACGGCCUGCAAACCAACCUCCCACCCGACUUCAUAGUCCUCUGCCUCGAGGAGAUCGCACCCAUAGCCCAAAGCUUCCUCGGUGGCUCCUUCUUGACGCCUUACUUCACGAGACUCACGACGACGAUUCAUGUCGCGGCGGCGCAGCGAUUCGAGCUUGAGGACGAGUAUGUGCGCGUGCUGGUGCGCAAUGUGGGCAUGACUGCUUUGAUGGUGUUUGCGAGGAAGAGUGUGGUGGAGAAGAUUCAGUGGAUGGAGACUGCGGGUGUUGGAGUCGGAGUUUGGGAUAUGGGAAAUAAGGGGGCUGUGGGAGCGCGAUUGGGACUGCAGAUGACGGAUGGUGGGGAGCAGACGGUGGUGACGUUUGUCGCGGCGCAUCUGGCUCCUAUGGAAGAUGCGUGGCCGCAGCGGAACGAAGAUUGGAAGAAGAUCUGCGAGGCGCUUGUGUUUGGGAAGGAUGAGAUUGAGAACCCGACCCGAAGCCACGACGGAGCGGAGACGGAGCCACUGCUGCAAGCAUCUUCCGACUCGACGUCCUGCCUGUUCUCUCCCAUCUCGCACAUCUACUUCUCUGGCGAUCUAAACUACAGGACGUCUGAUACUCCACCACCCAAAGUCGCGGACACCGACAACUGGCCACAGCCUGUUGACUCGGUCGAUGACAUCCACCACUACGGCCAUUUCCUCGAGAACGAUCAACUCACGCGCGAACGGCGCAAAGGCAAUACUCUUCACCACCUCGCCGAAAGCGAAAUCGCAUUCCCACCGACGUACAAAUACUCAGGCACGGCGCAAAAGAAUGCCACUCGAGCCGGCCUGAAGCAAGAAGUAAACGAAGAUUCCGCGUGGUUGUGGGCGACACAUCGAUUUCCCUCCUGGUGCGAUCGCAUCCUCUACCUCGAAGCAGCCCCACCCACCGUACGCUCAUACACGGCUCUACCUGUACAGCCGACAAGCGAUCAUCGGCCCGUAGUGCUCUCUUUUGCGAUUCCAUUGCAGCCUUUACCAAAAACAGCGCAAAACAUCGAGGCGCCGUUUCCAAUCAAGAAGGACUGGAAAGAAGCACGGGCUGCCGCAAGACGGUAUGAGCUGAUUGUCGGGUUUGCCGCUUAUCUCAGUCUGACAUGGGAGGGAGAAGCACUUCUCGCCGGCACUUUCAUCGGACUCCUGGGAGGCUAUGUCGCUCUGCGCGCUCUAAUAGGAUCAUGAUAUACGCAAGAAUGAUGAACUCCGCAUUGAUUACGAGAUAU